UGCAUAUAGAGUACAUAGUGUAAAUGCUGCAGUUUUAACAAAACUGCACUUCAAGACCAGAGGAGCUGCUGAGAGUAAAAGCGCACUCAGUUAGGAUGUCCUGUGAGCUGGUGCUGUGGCUUUCUAGCAGUUUUGGAAGGCAGGAGAUGAUCAUCAGGCAAACAUCUGACUAACUGCAGCACAAACUCUCAUGAUCAUGUGGGAAGUAAAAAUGGUGUCGUGUUUGCUCGCGGCCUCGCUAAUUCACGCGCGGCUCGUCACGCGCAGACCGGAGCGGAGAUGCCCGGGUGCUUGUGAUCUGUCCCGCUGUCCUCCCGCACCGGACUCCUGCUACUUCGGUGUGGUGAGGGACGCGUGCCUCUGCUGCGCGGUGUGCGCAUUGGGCGAGGGUGACCCGUGCGGUGAGAGGGGCCGCGCGCGUUGCGGUGACGGCCUCCGUUGCGAUCGCGCGCCGGUGAAGGCAGGGGAGCGCGCGCGCACGUGCUUAUGCGUCACAGCUGGACCCGUCUGCGGAAGCGACGGUCGCACGUACCCGAGUGAGUGUCGCCUCAGAGCGGAGAACCGGAAGGCCGAGCGGAGCCGCGCGCCCGCCGUCAUUCCUAUCCAAAAAGGCGCGUGCGAGUCCGGAUCUCAGAAUCCCAGCAGCAUGCGCUACAAAUUCAACUUUAUAGCAGACGUAGUGGACAAGAUCGCUCCUGCAGUCGUUCAUCUAGAGCUGUUCAGAAGACUGCCACAUACAAAUCAGGAAAUGCCCGUCUCCACUGGCUCAGGAUUUAUUGUGUCUGAAGAUGGAUGGAUAGUCACCAACGCCCAUGUCCUAGCCAACAAACAGCGAAUUAAAGUGGAGCUGAACAGUGGUGUCCAUUAUGAUGCUACGAUCAAAGAUGUGGACCAGAAAUUAGAUAUCGCUCUGAUUAAAAUUGAUGCAGAGGAGGCUUUGCCUGUCCUGUCUUUGGGCCACUCCUCUGACCUGCGGCCGGGUGAGUUUGUGGUGGCCGUCGGCAGCCCAUUCUCGCUUCAGAACACAGUCACUACAGGCAUCAUCAGCACCACGCAGCGUGGCAGCCGUGAGCUCGGCCUCCACAACUCUGACAUGGAGUACAUCCAGACCGACGCCAUCAUUAACUACGGCAAUUCCGGAGGGCCACUGGUUAAUUUGGAUGGAGACGUCAUCGGCAUAAACACGCUGAAGGUCACGGCAGGAAUAUCAUUUGCGAUUCCCUCGGACCGGGUACGGCAGUUUCUCGCAGACUCCUAUGAGAGACAAAUGAAAGGGAACACACAGCCCAAAAAACGAUACAUGGGAGUGAGAAUGUUUCAGCUGACGCCAUCUUUAAUCAGGAAUCUGAAAGAGAGGGAGAGCGAUUUCCCAGAAGUCAGUUCAGGAGUUUACGUCUACGAGGUGAUCCCUGGAACAGCUGCCUCCAGUGCUGGACUGAAGAACCAUGAUGUGAUCAUCGGCAUUAAUGGCAAGUCAGUUCAGAGCACGGACGACGUGAGUCACGAGGUGCAAUCAGCCGAAACUCUCUUGGUGACAGUGCGGCGCCUAAACGAAACUGUCACUCUGACGGUUGUUCCUGGAGAGCUGGAGUGAUGGCCACUGUUAGUGUCAGCUGCAAUCUAAUGCUGCGUUCACACAUACAGCGAGUCGCAGCGACGAAGCAACCAGAGACUAUUUAUUUUAAACGAGAGCUGAUGACUUCUGAUGUGGGCAUGUCCAGGGGAUUGAAAAAAGUUGGAUCAACUACCAAUGGGAGUGCUUCAUCUUCAUCUCGUAUGAUAUACACUGCAGAGUUUUAUACACAAACGGCAAAUCUCUCUCAAGACUGUUUCAUUUAAAUGGCAAGGACACUGAUUCGGAAGUGUAGUUGCUCCACUCACUGAGAAACAUGUUAUUACCAUGGCAACCACUAGUACCAUUAGUGGUUAAGGUGCUGGACUACUGAUUGGAAGAUCAGUGAGUUUGUGAGUUUAAAUCCCAGGUCUGCCAAGCUGCACUGCUGGACCCCUGAGCAAGGCCCUUAACCCUUAGUUGAUCAGUUGUGAAAAAAUUAGAUAAAAUUGUCGCUCUGGAUAAGGGCGUCUGCCAAAUGCCAGAAAUGAAAUGUAAAUGACUUUGUAGCACAGUGACUGGAAACUGUAUUGCAGCGAUAAAAUCACUGUAUGUGUGAAUGCAGCAUUAGACUUCAGGAUUUUGUUAUUCUUGGUGAUGACAGGACUGUAUGUAUUACCCAUAAUGCACUACAAAGGUCAGUUUUAAUGCAAAGAAAUAAAUCUCUAAAUGAAAGUUGUGACAAACAAUAUUACACAAAUGUUCAAUGUGUGAUGCGUAUAUAAGGGCAUUGUUUAAUUUUUUUUUUUUUUUUUUUUAGCACAUCCUGGUGCAAAAGUAUUAUCAAAUAUUUAAAUAACACAUGCUGUUUGUAUGAAAUUACAACCAGAUUUUAUCCUUAUUGUCUUUAUGGUGACGUCUAUCUCCCAAUUCACACCAGAAGAGAAUGUUUCUGUGGUGCUUUUAAAGAUUUAGUAUUUUUUUUGAAGUCAAAGGCUGCAGGCAGUUCUGAAGAAUUUGCUCAAAACUACAGCACUUAUUAUGUGUUUAGUGUAUUAUAACCAAAUCCAUCGUGGGACAUUUAAUCGUGUUGGGAUUGAUGUUCAGUGUGACGUUCCAUGGGCCUGUUGUAUCCUGCUGUAAAAUAAAUCAGACUGAGAGACCUCACAGCAGACAGAUUCAACAAAGGAGUCACAAUUUAUUCAAUUACCGGCUGCUUGACAUGCCAGAAAGCAGGAAAAAAGCAGUGCCAAGCUUAAAAAAAAAAUAGGUUAACGUCAUAUCUUUUUAUAUUGUUUUAUAUCUGUUUUCCUCAGAAAGGAAAGUGAAUGAUGUAUUUUAUGUACCACAUCUCCGGUGCUUUGUGGCUACUUGAUCUGCAAUACAAUAAAAAGCAUCUUUUUGACUGACAUUUUCAUCACUAUAAUCUUUCCUAUGCAAAUCUUGACAUUUUCUCAAACAAAUCAAGUACAGUGUGACAACACAAGCUUGUACAUGGGACGAGGAAUAGAUGAUUUUCUCUGGAAAAGGCCAAGCACCGUAACAGACGAAACAGUUGCACUGUGCCUUGAUUGAACAUGUAUGA
Messenger RNA from Hemibagrus wyckioides, 3137 nucleotides. RefSeq names its product HtrA serine peptidase 4 (gene htra4). The transcript is spliced from 9 exons. The coding region runs from base 191 to 1594 and encodes 467 amino acids. Gene Ontology annotation, cellular component: extracellular region. Lineage: Eukaryota; Metazoa; Chordata; Actinopteri; Siluriformes; Bagridae. Gene Ontology annotation, molecular function: serine-type endopeptidase activity; protein binding. The record is from RefSeq and is a predicted model, not a curated record. Gene Ontology annotation, biological process: positive regulation of apoptotic process; programmed cell death; proteolysis.